AUGCCGGGUCCAGACCCGCCUCGCCCAUGUCUCGAAGGAGCUUUGCCUGUUAGACCUGCAGCACUUCCAUCAUGUGGAGAGCAGAUGCGGCCUGGCCAUCAGCGAUACCAUUCACCCGAAGCCGCCUAUUCCUCCAACUCGUCAGAGGAUGACAUCAUCUCGACCGUGUCACCGGACCCAAAGGAAACCAUGCUGCUAGCACUCGGUAGGGGGCAUUUCUUCCUUUGGACAAAGUCAUGGGUUGACGGCAAGGAGAUAGCAUCGCUGAUGCUUAAGCGGGGGAGCACGGGCAGCUUUCCUCUUGAAAGCGGAGAGGCGAGUGUGCAGCACCGUGAGGGGAAGAAGCUAUCAGUGGGCGCAUCUCGCCUCGUUGAGCCCGGCUUCAGCGUGGGCGGGACCCAGAUAAAUUUGGAGUCUCAACCAGAAAGCGGCAGGGGAAUACGCCAGGCGUUGAAUCCACUGCAAGGUUUGUGUCGACGGCGAGAGGAGACUUUACUCAUGGCCUAUAAGACAGAAGAUCAUAAGACUCAAUACUGCUUUCCUGCUAUUAACUCAUCAUGCAUCAAGACAAAACGCUCCACACAUGUAUACAAUAUCAUGUAUGUGUUUUUUUCAUUGCUGUCAAUAUGGACUGUGUUUCUGAAUCUGCUGGUUAUCAUCUCCAUCUCUCACUUCAAGAAGCUUCACACUCCAACCAACAUGCUCAUUCUCUCUCUGGCUUUGGCAGACCUGCUCAUAGGACUUAUUGUCAUGCCCUUGGAGGCGAUUAGGUUAAUUGAAACAUGUUGGUACUUUGGAGAGACAAUCUGUAGAGUGUUUUCAGUAAUCAUGGGGCUGCUUUUCUCAGCAUCUCUAAGUAAUUUAGUUUUAAUAGCUGUUGACCGUUAUGUGGCUGUGUGUCACCCUCUGCUGUACCCACAGAAAAUUACAGUGACUAGAAUAAUAACUAUUAUCUGUGUUUCCUGGUUCUGCUAUUCAGCUUAUAACAUUUCAGCUUUAACUACCUCACAAACAAAUUCCACAUGUAAAGGAGAAUGUAUAUUUAUGCUUACUUUUGACUGGAAAAUCACUGACCUGUUUGUGUCUUUUCUGUUUCCUUGUACCAUUAUUAUAACUUUAUAUCUGAGAAUUUUCUAUGUCGCACAUCAUCAAGUGAAAGUUAUAAACUCUCUGAUGAGGAGUGGAAAACAUCUAACAGAAGGUUCAGUAAGGAGGAAAUCUGAGAGCAAAGCCGCUCUGACAUUAGGAAUCAUUGUGAUGGUUUAUCUGUUUUGCUGGAUUCCCUUUUACAGCUUAUCUCUAACACCAAACACAAGAAUGACUUCUGUUAUAGCCUGUUUUACUUUAUGGAUGGUGUACAUUAGUUCAGCUCUGAAUCCUCUCAUCUAUGCUAUAUUUUACCCCUGGUUUAGAACGUCAGUUAAAUAUAUCUUAAAUUUAUCCAAACUAUUUAAGCCAUCUUAA
Paramisgurnus dabryanus is the source of this 1464-nucleotide messenger RNA. RefSeq names its product trace amine-associated receptor 13c-like. Gene Ontology annotation, molecular function: trace-amine receptor activity. NCBI's taxonomy places the organism in Eukaryota, Metazoa, Chordata, Actinopteri, Cypriniformes, Cobitidae. Gene Ontology annotation, biological process: G protein-coupled receptor signaling pathway. Gene Ontology annotation, cellular component: membrane. The record is from RefSeq and is a predicted model, not a curated record.